Messenger RNA from Oreochromis niloticus (Nile tilapia), 3139 nucleotides. RefSeq lists its product as uncharacterized. The record is from RefSeq and is a predicted model, not a curated record. Bases 1073 to 3139 code for a protein of 688 amino acids. The transcript has 2 exons. Lineage: Eukaryota; Metazoa; Chordata; Actinopteri; Cichliformes; Cichlidae.
UUUUAUUUUGAAAUUCGUUUUAUUUUCAAAACCAGUUUUGGGAAGUGACAGGAAGUCAGCCAUGUUUGUUUAGUUCUUAGCAGAUCACAUGUGGGGAAAUUUGAUCCAGCGACAUCUGCCUUUUGUUUGUGCCAUCGACACCACCGUCUUUUUACUCCAUGAGGAAAUACUAAUUAAAAGGAGUUGGACGCUACAUCCUGACUUCGCGCGUGAUUUCAAGUGGAGUUAGGCUACUGCUGAAUUGUGUAGCAUAUACACACAAGGAGAGCAGGAUAGUAAAAAGACGGUCAGCAGCUGGCAAAACAACUCUACGACAGCAAGCUAUGUCAACAAACAUGGACGAAGCACACUCCGAAGGUGCAAGACCUAAGGAACCAAAGCCUCCUCAAGACGGAGCAUCAGUUAAAAGCACUAGUUCAGUUUCCAGAUAUUCAAGUAGAUCAAAUGUCAGUGUAGCAGCAGCGCAUGCGAGAGCCAAGGCAGAAGCUGCUCGCGCACGUGUUGCCUUCGCACAGAGAGAGAUCAGCAUUAAAGUUGACAAAGCAAGAUUAGAAGCUAAUCUCGAAGCCUUAAAUCUGGAAAAGGAAGCUGCAGCUGCAAAUGCACAAGCAGAAGUUUUGGAAGCAGCAGCAGAGAUAGAGGUUGAAGCACAUCCAAGUUGGAAAAGUCUCCCAGUUAUGGUGCAGAGUACACAUGAACGUGUAAGUGACUAUAUCAGAGACCAAACUAUGCAGCUUAACCAAUGCGAUGAACCAGUCAAUUUCUCAAUAUCAGAGCAUCCCAUCGAGAAGAGCUCUCCACCAUCAGCUAAGUACAUCAUUAAAGAUGAGUAUAUUGUGAAAGACACAUGGCCCACACUUUUCCAGCCACAACCAAGUUCCAAGGUAACGCAUGCAUACCAAACCGCUCACACCUCUAUCCCAUCAGCUCAGCCAGAUAUAAACGCUCACCUCCAAGUUAACAGUGACAACUCCUGCAAGAACAAAAGAGCAAUACGCCCUACACUAAACCAGAGCUAAUUUUUCCUCAGUACUCCAACACUUCUCAUACACACCCUCCAGAGUCUUCAGUGAUGAUGGACAUGGCGAAGUACCUGGCACGAAAAGAGCUUGUGAGCACUGGCUUAACCCACUUUGAUGAUCAUCCAGAGUCAUACAGGGCAUGGAAAUCUGCCUUCUCCAAUACCAUUAAGGGUUUGGACCUUACUGCAAGUGAACAGCUGGAUUUACUUUCAGAAUGGCUUGGGAAGGAAUCUUCUGCAUAUGUCAAGCGCCUAAGAGCAGUUCAUAUUGACAACCCAAAUACUGUACUCAAAAUGGUCUGGGACAGGCUCGAUGAAUGCUACGGUACUCCAGAAGUCAUUGAAAGUGCUCUCUUUAGGAAGUUGGACAGCUUUCCUAAAAUAACAAACAAGGACAAUUACAGGUUAAGGGAUCUUGGAGAUCUAUUGAUGGAACUACUUUCAGCAAAAGAGGAUGGCUACUUGCCCGGCUUAGCAUACCUGGAUACCGCCCGUGGCAUCAAACCAAUCGUGGAAAAACUGCCAUAUAAUCUGCAAGAAAAAUGGAUCACUCAAGGGUCAAAAUACAAAGAGGACUACAAGGUUGGUUAUCCCCCCUUUUCCUUUUUCACGUCCUUCAUCUGCUAUCAAGCUAAAACAAGAAACGAUCCCAGCUUUGCUCUUUCUGGAAGCAGUCCUGUCACAGAAAAGCCUAUCUCACGCCACACAAAUUUAAGAACCCCAGUCUCAGUGCAUACAACCAAAGUCGUUUCUGAGGCCCCACAAAGCGAUCCAGAUCCUAGAGAGGAUAUAUCCAAGCAUUGCCCCAUCCAUAAAAAACCCCACCCCUUAAAGAAAUGCCGUGGGUUCAGGCUAAAGACUAUUGAAGAACGCAAAAUGUACUUGAAAGAUCAAGGCAUCUGUUUCAAAUGCUGUGCAUCCACAUCUCAUCUCGCACGAGACUGCAAAGUUGUCCUGAAAUGUGAUGAGUGCAACAGUGACAAGCACAUCACAGCUCUUCAUCCUGGUCCACCACAACUGUCCACCAAGGCCUCAAGUCCCCCAACAGGUGACGGCGGGGAGCCGGAAAAGGAGGACACUAUCCCAGAACCAGUUGCAAGCCCUCUGUGCACUGAAGUUUGUGGCGAUUGCGCUAAGUCAAAAUCUUGUUCCAAGAUAUGUCUUGUUAAGGUUUACCCUAAAGAGUGCCCACAACAAGCCAUCAAAAUGUAUGCUAUGCUCGAUGACCAGAGCAACAAGUCUCUAGCCAGGUCAGAGUUCUUCAACUUAUUCGGAAUCAAAGUUGGCUCAUACCCCUACACCCUGAAAACUUGUGCUGGCUUAGCCGCAACCUCCGGCAGGAGAGCAAAUGGCUAUCAAAUCGAAGCAGUAAAUGGUGAAGUUAGCCUUGCGCUACCAACACUGAUCGAAUGUGACGACUUACCAGAUAAUCGUGAUGAAAUACCGACACCUGAAGCUGCCCUCCAGCACCCGCACCUCAAGAGCCUUGCUAGCAAAAUCCCGCCUCUUGAUAAUGAUGCCAAGAUCCUUCUUUUGCUUGGGAGAGACAUUCUCCAGCUUCACAAGGUGAGGCAGCAGAUCAACGGUCCUGGUGAUGCACCCUUUGCUCAAAGGCUUGACCUCGGAUGGGUCUUAGUAGGUGAUGUGUGUUUGGGAAAGGUUCAUAAGCCCAUUGUCAACUGUUAUAAAACGAACAUACUGGAAGACAGAAGACCAUCAUUGUUCAGACCUUGUACGAGCCACAUCCAUCUCAAGCAAACGGUCAACUCCAGUCAAGUCAAGGGACUCUCACACAGUUGCCGUAGCACUACAUUGGAUGACGACUCACUCGGCAACACAGUCUUUGCAAGAACAGCGGAUGAUGACAAGCGUGCCUUCUCCAUAGAGGACGAACAGUUUCUGCAGAUAAUGGGUGAUGAGGUUUUCCAGGACGAGUCGAAUAGUUGGGUGGCUCCUCUUCCCUUCAGGCCCCCCAGACCACCUUUGCCCAACAAUCGUGAGCAAGCUAUGACCCGCCUCUUCUCAUUACUGCGCACACUAGAGCGUAAACCACGGAUGAAGGACCAGUUCAUUGCCUUCAUGCACAAGAUCUUCUACAACAGGGGUGCCCAAUCCUAG